Molecule: messenger RNA, 961 nt
Organism: Seminavis robusta
Lineage: Eukaryota; Bacillariophyta; Bacillariophyceae; Naviculales; Naviculaceae
Source: the annotation of a GenBank genome assembly
CCUUCACAAAGCUCUCAGAGUUAUCUCAAACAUAACAACCAACCAACCAACCAACCACUCAGACAGCAACAACAACAGCAACAAAACAAAAGGAACGCAGCCAAUCUUGACCAGUUGCUGAAGCACAUCCUCACAAUUUCUAGAUCUAGCUCUGGCAAAUCGGAGCAUCACAAAAAUAUCACAAAACCUAUCCAAUUCGUUUGACACAACGUCUAUCAUGACAUUCAGAUCAUCCAUUCUCGCAUUGGCACUCGCUCUUCUCUCUCCCAUCGCAGCAUUGGGUGCCGGUGGAGAAGACAUUCGCAUCACAGAAACCUUUUAUCCCGCCAUGUCCAAUCAUGCCAAAAUCUGCAAGCACUAUUUUGGACAAUUUGCGGUUCCACUUGAUUUCGAAACGGACUUGCACGGCAUGGCCGCCAAUGCUGUGGCCGCAUGGGCGGCAGAACACGGAAUUCCCGCCACGCGUCAUGCCGAACAUUACUUUGUCACGAACAAUGGUGCACAAAUGUAUCCCGGUACCAACCAGCAUGCCUACUUUUUCGAAUAUCAUGCCGGACCGCCACCGGCCUUUUUCGAUGCUAUUGAAAAACACGGGGGAUUGAGUCUCGGAGCCACGAGCAAGUACGGAAAGGUCGUGUGCAAAGUGCCAAACAAUCCAGAACGAAAGUUGAGGCAAGUCAAAGAAGAAGAGGACGUCGUUGAUGAAGAACCAGUGGAGGAGGUCAAGGAAGAAGAAGAAGCACCCCGAAAGCUCGGAUGGGGAUGGUUCUAACUAAGCACGUACGUAUCACGAAAGAUUCCAAUACCCAAUCGAUUGGUGACAGGGAAAGCAAUCGAACGCGCCAACAGGAAAAGUUUACCAGCACUUCCCGCUGAUGACAACAAAGAUUCAAACGGACUGACCUCUCAAAAACGCACUUCGUAGACCUCUACACUAUGAUAUAGCCACUGUAUUUUCUUC